Molecule: messenger RNA, 3324 nt
Organism: Thyridium curvatum
Lineage: Eukaryota; Fungi; Ascomycota; Sordariomycetes; Thyridiales; Thyridiaceae
Exons: 2
Coding region: 1-3324 (1107 amino acids)
Biological process (GO): chaperone-mediated protein complex assembly; mitochondrion organization; protein catabolic process
Cellular component (GO): mitochondrial matrix
Molecular function (GO): ATP hydrolysis activity; single-stranded DNA binding; ATP binding
Source: RefSeq, a predicted model, not a curated record
AUGUUACUUCGACAGCGCGCCUCAGGGCGCCUACUUUCCUUGAAUCCGUCUCUGUCGUCAUCCUACCAGUCGCAUUGGUCGUCAGCGCGGCUGCUUUCGACCGCUGCGUCCACUCGAUCCGCCCGACGCGCACUUCCUCGACAUCAGAGUCUCGGCCUAUCGAGAACACCACAAGCCACUGCACCGUUCUCCUCUUCCGCGACCCGGCUAAAGCAAAAGAACCAAGGAUUCUUCGAUGACUCUACCGAACCGCUGUCAGAAGAGGAGGCGAAGGCGAAUCUAGAAAAGCAGAAAGAGGCGGAAGAGAAGGAGCUCAGUGAGGCAAAGAGUUCGAACUCAGAAUCCCCUUCAAGUGGCGGUGGCCAGGGCUCCCCUGAAUCUCCUGACGGCAAGGGUAGCAGUGCGCCCGGAGGCUCGUCAGGCUCCGGUGGUGAUGAACCAGGGGAUGGUGGUAAGAAAGGCAGGAGGUCUAGCGGCGAGCGGGCUUUGUCCAAGCCGAUAGUCCCGGAAGUCUACCCCCAAGUCAUGGCGAUUCCGAUUGCUAAGAGGCCUCUGUUCCCCGGGUUCUACAAAGCCAUCACGAUUAAGGACCAGAAUGUGGCCAACGCCAUCACGGAGAUGAUCAAGCGCGGCCAACCGUAUGUCGGCGCAUUUCUUUUCAAAGACGAAGCCGCCGAUGACGACGUCAUACACAACGCAGAUGAUGUCUACGAUGUUGGUGUCUUCGCCCAGAUCACAAGUGCUUUCCCGCUGCACGGGGAAGGUGGAGGGCUCACUGCUAUCCUCUACCCUCAUCGCCGGAUCCGCCUUUCGACGCUGCUUCCUCCCGGUGCCCAGGACCAAAAGAAGGUCGAGUCCGAGUCCGAGUCCGAGACUGAGUCUAUUCCUGAACCCAUACCAACGAAGCCAAGUGGCGAGGAGCCCCAGCAAGAGAAAAAGGGCGAUGUAGUUGCUAGCUUCGAGGAGAGUGCGGUCUCACCCAAGUCCGAAUCUGCUCAACAGCCCUACGAGCCUACAUCGUUCCUCCGCAAGUACCCUGUCAGUCUCGUCAACGUCGAGAACCUGACCGAAGAGCCGCACGAUCCCAAGAGUCCCGUCAUCCGCGCAGUCACAAAUGAGAUCGUCAACGUUUUUAAGGAGGUGGCCACCAUGAACAGCCUUUUCAGGGACCAGAUUUCUACCUUCUCCAUGAGCCAAUCAACUGGAAAUGUAACGGCAGAGCCUGCCAAACUGGCCGACUUUGCUGCUGCAGUCUCAGCAGGUGAGCCUGGGGAACUACAGGAAGUCUUGUCAAGCCUGAAUGUGGAGGAGCGGAUGCAAAAGUCGCUUGUCGUUCUCAAGAAGGAGCUCAUGAACGCGCAGCUGCAGUCAAAGAUCACCAAGGAUGUCGAAAGCAAGAUCACAAAGCGCCAACGCGAAUACUGGCUGAUGGAGCAGAUGAAAGGUAUCCGUCGAGAGCUCGGGAUUGAGUCGGACGGCAAAGACAAAUUGGUCGAGAAGUUCAAAGAAAAGGCCGAUAAGCUUGCCAUGCCAGAGGCGGUGCGCAAGGUUUUCGACGACGAGAUCAACAAACUGGCUCAUCUCGAGCCUGCUGCCUCUGAGUUCAACGUCACCCGGAACUAUCUCGAUUGGCUCACACAGAUACCCUGGGGCCAGAGAAGUGCAGAAAACUUUGGGAUCCAGAAUGCAAUGACUGUUCUCGAUGAAGAUCACUACGGGCUCAAGGACGUCAAGGACCGAAUCCUGGAGUUCAUUGCAGUCGGCAAGCUACGAGGCACUGUUGAGGGCAAGAUCCUAUGUUUUGUCGGCCCGCCAGGCGUGGGCAAGACGAGCAUUGGCAAGUCUAUUGCUCGGGCCUUGAAUCGGCAGUAUUACAGAUUCAGCGUCGGUGGCCUGACUGAUGUCGCCGAGAUCAAAGGUCACCGACGUACGUACGUUGGUGCAUUACCAGGCCGUGUUAUCCAGGCUCUGAAAAAGUGCCAGACGGAGAAUCCGCUGAUUCUGAUCGAUGAGAUCGACAAGAUUGGCAAAGGUUACCAAGGUGAUCCAUCCUCGGCCCUUCUCGAGCUUCUCGACCCCGAGCAGAAUGGGUCGUUCCUGGACCACUACAUGGAUGUACCAGUGGACUUGUCAAAAGUGCUUUUUGUUUGCACUGCUAACAUGACCGACACCAUCCCGAGGCCACUAUUGGACCGCAUGGAGGUUAUCAGACUCUCUGGCUACGUUUCCGACGAGAAGAUGGCCAUUGCGGAGAAGUAUCUUGCGCCGGCCGCCAAGGAGAUGGCUGGUCUCAAGGACGCUGAUGUUCAGAUGAGCGAGGACGCUAUCGAAGAGCUCAUCAAGUAUUACUGCCGCGAAUCCGGCGUGCGGAAUCUCAAGAAGCAGAUCGAAAAGGUCUAUCGCAAAUCGGCUCUGAAGAUCGUCCAGGACCUAGGUGAAAACGCAUUGCCCGAGUCUGAGGCACUGACUGAUGAAGGCAAAGCCGCUUUGGAAGAAGGCGAAAAAGAGCGACGCGACAAGGAGGACCUGGCUACAGAAAGCGCUUCCGAGAGUGAGACGACGGAGAAGCCCCGUGUCGCUCUCAAAGUGCCCGAGUCAGUCCACGUUACCAUCGACAAGGACAACCUCAAAGAUUAUGUCGGCCCACCUAUCUUCACUUCAGACCGACUGUACGACGUGACGCCGCCUGGUGUGACGAUGGGUUUGGCGUGGACGCAGAUGGGGGGAGCAGCAAUGUACGUGGAAUCGAUCUUGCAGUCAUCUCUACGACCCAGCACCCGCCCUUCGCUGGAAAUCACUGGCAAUCUCAAGACGGUGAUGAAGGAAUCCUCGUCCAUCGCCUACUCGUUUGCCAAGUCCCUCAUGGCUCGGGAUUUCCCCGACAAUCACUUCUUCGACAAGGCCAAGAUCCACGUUCACGUGCCUGAGGGUGCAGUGCAGAAGGAUGGUCCUUCUGCUGGUAUUACGAUGGCAACCUCACUCCUGUCGCUGGCGCUGGAGACACCCGUGGAUCCUACGAUUGCCAUGACGGGUGAAUUGACCCUCACGGGCAAGGUCCUCCGUAUUGGCGGGCUUCGAGAGAAGACGGUGGCGGCCAGACGGGCUGGUUGCAAGACCAUCAUUUUCCCCGAGGAUAACAUGUCUGACUGGUUGGAGCUUCCAGAGAAUAUUAAGGAAGGUCUCGAAGGUCGUCCAGCAAGCUGGUACUCGGACAUCUUCGAUUUGGUCUUCCCCAAUCUGGAUCGAGACCAAGCCAACCACUGCAAGAUCUGCGAGUGGAAGAAGCAGCAUGAAGCCAAGGAGUCUGCCGACAAGAACGAAUAA